UCGUCCUCGAUGAGUCAGACUAAUACUCACCAAGCUUUGCCGCAAGAUCCUGAAAAAAUCCUAUCGGAUGAGAAGGAAGAGGCUAGAAUGGUCAAAUUAACGAAAUUCGAUAUAUCUGGAUCUUUGAAAAGCAGGAACAUUCGUAGUUUCGAUUUCAAUACAGUUGUUGACAGCGACAUAAUAUGGCAAGUGGCGGAUACGACGCAAACCAAGACUACUCCAGUGACUGUGUAGAUGAAUGUUUAAUUGAAAAACUGUGCGCGUCUUGUAUAAAGAAAUUAAUACCUAGACAGACUAAAGUGAUAAACGAACUAACGAAAAAUGUGCUCUGCAGUAAUUGCAGAGCUGUUGUCGUACAAGAUGGAUUCAAGAACCAUGACAUCAUUCUUGUAAAGAAAACGGACUAUGAUAGUACCGGUGUGGACAUGAAGGGUCUCGAUAAAUGCAUGCAGCACAAGAAGAAUGUUAAGUUUUACUGCGAAGAUCAUGAUCGGUUGUGUUGCAGCGGAUGUGUGAUCGCCCACCGAAAAUGUGACAACUUCAAUGAGAUCAAUGCUUUUUCAGUACCAAAUGGAAAAGAAAAGGAGCUGCAAAGUGCUUUGAUUAAAGUAAAGGAAGAUAGCAUAUCUAUUAAACACAAAAUAAAGGAACUAAAGGCGGAAAUGAGUGAAACGAUUAUAAAUCUCUCAUUAGAUAUUGAUGAAAUUAAAAAUAAAGUACUAAAACGGAUUGAUGAUGAUAAACGUCUGUUUCUACAAGAGACAGAAAGUAUCACUGCCGAGAAGACAGUAAGUCUUGAAAAAAGGACAGAUGAAAUGCUAAAAAUUGAAAAAGAUAUGUCUGAAGCACUUGAACUGUUUUCUAUAUCAAUACAAAAGGGAACACCCCAGCAGCAGUGGAUCGUUGCAAGAGCUGUUUCAGAAAUGCUAAGAAAUGCCCAAACUGUUAUUGAAGGUCAAAGACGGAAUCCGCUGUCCAUGCAAAUGCACCUCUGUUUCUCACGCGAACUGACACAACUUUUACACACUGAACAAAACAGAGUCAGACUUCAUAUUGAAGAGGAAUGCAAACGUGCAGAUUGCAGUGGGUAAGUGUAUUGUGUAAGAGGAAUAACAACAAGAAGCCAAUGUUGUUGUUUUUCAUCAUGUCACAACGCAGUAAAAUGACCUAAAUAACCAGGCAACCUUAGAAACCUAAUUUUUGUUGUACACUUGACUACUUGAUCUCGUAUCUCAGUCUCGUUAGUUCCGAACGAACGUUUUGAGCGAGAUUCAUUAAAAAAAGUAUUUUUUUACCAAACCCCACGCCCUUCAAUCAGCCUUAUAACCAAAUAACCGAAUUCUCGCAAUAUAUAAGAUUGUUUUUGUCAUGUGAGUACGUAACUCCGUCUGGGUAGCUCGAGCUCUAGCAUCAUCUAUAAUAACCUUUAAUUUCACAAAUAAUAUAAACACACAUGCUUUACCAUAGCAUUUUCGAACGAUUUGUUUAAUUUGCCGUGCAUCGUUAAAAAGUGCAAGUACUUUGUGAAUAUUAUAAUAGUACAUGUUAUUUGAAAUAUUAUAGAAACUUGCUCUGAACACUUGAACUUUUGUUUCUUAAUAUAUUGCUUUUACAAUUUCUUCAUUUAUAGAUUGCUAACGUUUGAGGGCAAUACAAUUCAACUUUUUACGAGGCCUAUAUCACUACAUAUUUUCAUUUAAAACGCCGAAGAAAUAUACGAAAUAUUUGCACAAAAACAUCACAAUUGCUCACCGUAUGCGUUCUAAUUACAUCUCGACCGUUGGCUGAAAUUAUGUUUAAAAUUUACAUUCAGAGUCAUGUAAUUUUUGUAAACCUAUCCAUUUAUUUCUAACAAAUGUAAUGUAUAAAAGUAAACUUAUAUUAUUGAGCAGUCAUUAAGGUGUUAUUGGUCCGAUAAUGAUUCAUUUGGGUUCAGUGAAACGUCCAAAAGAGGAUUGUAUUGCACAAUUGUUCAUUGAGCUUUAAGUUUUGAAUGUACUGAUACGCUUUUUUUUCAUAAAAUAUUGUCAAAAAUAAAGUACACACUUAAAUAAAGUAUGGUAAACAUUUAUGAUAUUUUUUUUUGUUAAAUCUCUAAAAAAGCAAAAAUUUAACAGCUUCUCUUCAUUCGACUCAAUAUAAAUAUAUACUUGCAAUAUGUUAUAACUUUAUUCGAUCAUAUAUAUAUGCUUGUGGUUAACGGAAACAAAAUAUCACUAUACCGUAAUUUAGUACUAGAUACGUAACAAGAAAAUGAAUCAUGUAUGGACCACCUGACACAAACUUUUGAACAUUUGAUGCAUGAUAUUC
Molecule: messenger RNA, 2310 nt
Organism: Dreissena polymorpha
Lineage: Eukaryota; Metazoa; Mollusca; Bivalvia; Myida; Dreissenidae
Product: E3 ubiquitin-protein ligase TRIM33-like
Exons: 3
Coding region: 183-1091 (302 amino acids)
Molecular function (GO): zinc ion binding
Source: RefSeq, a predicted model, not a curated record